AUGUCGUACGACCUGCACCAGAAGCUGCGCACCACGUCCGUGCGCCAGAUCAAGCGCAAGGACUAUGCCGGUGCUGUGACGACGCUGUACGACGGCGCCAAGUCGCUCCUGGAGCAGAAGGAGUACGGCAGCGGCUGCGACCUGGGCGUCAUGAUGCUCGACGCGUACAGCAAGGGCGCGCUCGAGAGCUCGCCGGAGACCCGCGAGCGCAUCGCCACGCUGCUGCGCCUCUCGGCGCCCGACUUCUGGCGCAAGAAGCUCCUCGACGCUGCCAUCAAGUGGUCGAUUCAGGUGACGUCGAUGCCGUUCGGCGAUGGACUGCUGCGCCUGGCGAUUGCCGACGUGCUCGCUGCUGAGGGCUCCUACUACGCCGCCGAGACGCACUACCUGCACGCCUCGGCGCAGCCGCCGAGCGUGCCCGACGCCAAGAAGUGGUUCGACGCCGAGGCGCCGAAGCGCUUUGCGGCCAUGCAGCUGCGCUGGCUCGAGGCGCAGGCCACCGAUGCGGGUGCGCAGAAAAUUGCUGCGCUGCGGACAGACGCCGGCCGCUGGGCGCUGCGUGGCCUGCUGCCGCUGCUGCAAGCGCGCGCCCUCACCGCCUCGCGCGCCUUCCUCGCCGCCUACGUCUCUGCUCUCUGCUCCGCACAUCCCACGCUCCUGCUGCCCACGACGCCGAACCCCAAGGCCUUCUCGCCGCCGGCCGGCACGGGCCCGGCGGAGCAGGUGCAGCUCUACCUCACGGGCAACGCCGACCUCAACUUUGCGCAGAUGCUCUUGGCCCUCGUGGCGCAGGCCGUGUCGGUGAAGAAGACGGGCGCGCCCGUGCCCGACGCGCUCAAGCAGCAGUGGGGCCAGCUCGUGGCGCAGUACGAGCGCGAGGGCGGCGCGCUGCAGGAGGAGGCCUUUGUCGGCGAGGCCAUCGACCCCAUCUCGACGCUCUACUUCGACAUCCGCCCGCAACGGCCGCAGGGCAACUUCAUGCAGGACAUGCUCAGCUCGCUCAUGGGCGGCGGCGGCGCAGGCGCGGCGGCUGGCGGUGCGCCAGCUCCGGCGCCCGUCCGGCAGCCACCGCCGCCGCAGAGCCGGGCACAGCAGGAGGCGCCUGCUGCGUCGGCGGAGGAGGAGCUCGACCUCGACUAG
Tilletiopsis washingtonensis is the source of this 1140-nucleotide messenger RNA. RefSeq lists its product as hypothetical. Bases 1 to 1140 code for a protein of 379 amino acids. Gene Ontology annotation, biological process: protein insertion into ER membrane. Lineage: Eukaryota; Fungi; Basidiomycota; Exobasidiomycetes; Entylomatales. Gene Ontology annotation, cellular component: cytosol. The transcript is spliced from 6 exons. The record is from RefSeq and is a predicted model, not a curated record. Gene Ontology annotation, molecular function: protein binding.